GCAGAUAGGAAAAGAAGCGGAGGGGUUUGUUGAAAAAGCCCCGCCGCCCCCGCGUCGCGAGGUGGGAGACGACACUAGGCCAGAGCCGAGCCGAGCGCCCCAAACCCAAACCCCAGAACCUCCGACCUAGGGUUCCGCCGCCAUGGGAUCCGCCGCCUCCGCUGCUGUGCCGCCGCCGCCUCCCCCCGCGCAGGCCCAGGCGGGCGCGCCGCCGUAUGGGCCCGGGCUCGCCGGGAUCCUCCCGCCGAGGCCGGAGGGGGAGGAGAAGAAGGAGGAGAAGGUGGACUACCUCAACCUCCCCUGCCCGGUGCCCUUCGAGGAGAUCCAGCGCGAGGCCCUCAUGUCUUUGAAACCAGAACUUUUUGAAGGACUGAGGUUUGACUUUACAAAAGGGUUGAAUCAAAAGUUUUCUCUUAGCCACAGUGUUUUCAUGGGCUCCUUAGAAGUUCCAGCCCAGUCAUCUGAAACUAUUAAAGUUCCGACUGCACAUUAUGAGUUUGGUGCCAACUUUUUAGAUCCAAAGUUAAUGCUCAUUGGGAGGGUGAUGACUGAUGGAAGGCUCAAUGCUCGUGUCAAAUGUGAUUUGACAGAAAAUCUUACGCUGAAAGUAAAUGCACAGCUUACCCAAGAGGCGCAUUACUCCCAAGGGAUGUUUAACUUUGACUACAAGGGAAGUGACUAUCGAUCACAAUUCCAAAUUGGAAACAAUGCAUUCUAUGGUGCAAAUUAUAUCCAGAGUGUUACUCCCCACCUAUCAAUGGGAACUGAAAUAUUCUGGCUUGGUCACCAGAGGAAAUCUGGAAUUGGUUUUGCCUCUCGCUAUAAUACGGAUAAAAUGGUGGGUACUCUACAAGUUGCAAGCACUGGAAUAGUUGCCUUAAGUUAUGUCCAGAAAGUUUCUGAGAAGGUUUCCCUCGCAUCUGACUUCAUGUAUAACCACAUGUCGAAAGAUGUAACUGCCAGCUUUGGUUAUGAUUACUUGCUUAGGCAGUGCCGUCUAAGAGGCAAAAUCGACUCGAAUGGUGUUGUUGCUGCAUACUUGGAGGAGAGAUUGAACAUGGGUGUCAACUUCCUUCUUUCUGCUGAGAUUGACCAUUGUAAGAAGAAUUACAAGUUUGGUUUCGGAAUGACCGUAGGAGAGUAAUUAUGCUAAAACAAUGGAUGUGGGUGCACCUGAGAUGCUUACACAGUUGGCUUGGCAUGGAUGUUCCGACACUUCAGGCCUCAGUUUUGAGUGAGCAGGUUCUUGCCCUUGUGCCCUGGGAAAAUACAGGAGUAAUCACUUGCUACUUUACAGAGUUUUCUCUUUCUGUGUAUUGGUGGUUAUGAAUUUUGAACUGUGAUGAUAAUGUGAGCAUGGGGGCCAUGAUUCUUUGUUCAUCUUGGAUGGAACUAGUUGUACGGUGUUCGAAUAAUGUUGUAUUGGCUGAGUGAUUUUUACCCUUAAGUCACCACCAGCCCUUCACUCUAGGCCUGUCAUGUACCAUCAUCUUACAUGAGCCACAGAAGAUUUUAUGGUUCAAAGCUUCUGACCAUUUGCCAUA
Panicum hallii is the source of this 1544-nucleotide messenger RNA. RefSeq names its product mitochondrial import receptor subunit TOM40-1-like. The transcript has 11 exons. Gene Ontology annotation, molecular function: transmembrane protein transporter activity. Gene Ontology annotation, cellular component: mitochondrial outer membrane; mitochondrial outer membrane translocase complex. Lineage: Eukaryota; Viridiplantae; Streptophyta; Magnoliopsida; Poales; Poaceae. Bases 143 to 1144 code for a protein of 333 amino acids. Gene Ontology annotation, biological process: protein import into mitochondrial matrix. The record is from RefSeq and is a predicted model, not a curated record.